AAGUGAAAGAGAUCAUCUUCUUCUUUGAUAGAUAAGUAUCCUAGAAGAGGUAUAAUUAAGUACUGAAUCUUAAUCAAGGAUCAUGUCUCACAUCGCUGUUGAGAGGAAUCGAAGAAGGCAAAUGAACGAGCACCUUAAAUCCCUUCGUUCUUUGACUCCUUGUUUCUAUAUCAAAAGGGGAGACCAAGCUUCGAUAAUUGGAGGAGUGAUAGAGUUCAUAAAAGAGCUGCAGCAAUUGGUCCAAGUUCUUGAGUCCAAGAAACGUAGAAAGACAAUAAACCGACCUUCUUUUCCUUAUGAUCACCAAACAAUUGAGCCAUCCAUUUUAGCCGCCUCCACCACCCGGGUACCGUUUAGUCGAAUCGAGAAUGUAAUGACCACGAGUACUUUCAAGGAGGUAGGAGCAUGCUGCAACUCUCCUCAUGCUAACGUAGAAGCCAAGAUCUCAGGCUCUAACGUUGUAUUGAGAGUUGUCUCUAGGCGAAUCGUGGGCCAGCUCGUGAAGAUCCUCUCUGUCUUGGAGAAGCUAUCGUUUCAGGUUCUCCACCUCAACAUAAGUAGCAUGGAGGAGACGGUCUUAUACUUUUUCGUUGUUAAGAUAGGACUGGAGUGUCACUUAAGCUUAGAGGAACUAACUCUUGAAGUUCAGAAAAGCUUUGUACCUGAAGGGAUCGUCGUCUCUACCAAUUAAGACCAAAAAACUAAAUGUACUACAACAGAGUGUAUCGUUUUUUUGGGUUUAAUUAUCAUGUAUCGUUACAUGAGCAUACGUUCUUGAUACUUAGCCAGAAAUAAUUAAGCUCCUCUAAACUUUUUUUUAGAAAACACUUACGUUUUACGUAGUUUGUUUUUCGUAUCUGAUCUUGAUCAAAGUUGUAAUUUCCCAUAAAUAAAUGAUUACAGUUUUAUGUUC
This is a messenger RNA of Camelina sativa (false flax), 913 nucleotides long. RefSeq names its product transcription factor MUTE. Lineage: Eukaryota; Viridiplantae; Streptophyta; Magnoliopsida; Brassicales; Brassicaceae. The record is from RefSeq and is a predicted model, not a curated record. Gene Ontology annotation, molecular function: DNA-binding transcription factor activity; protein dimerization activity. Gene Ontology annotation, cellular component: nucleus. Gene Ontology annotation, biological process: stomatal complex development; guard cell differentiation; positive regulation of DNA-templated transcription.